AUGGAGUUCGCCGACUAUCCCGGGCUCAAUGCAGACCUGGCAGCAGACUUCCAUGCACGGCACUUUACCAGGAGGGACACACACAUGUUCUCGGACCAUCUAGGCCAGAUGCCUCACUUCAACCCCGCCGCCCUGGCUGGCCUGGCCGUCGACGUCAAGCCGCGCCUCACGAAAGAGCAGCACGACGUGCUCGAGUCCGAGUUCAGAAAACAAGCAAAGCCCAACACCAACACCAAGAAGAGAUUCGCAGAGAUCCUUGGUGUAUCAUUAGACAAGGUCAACAACUGGUUCCAAAACCGUAGAGCAAAGUCGAAGCAGGAUGCCAAAAAGGCCGCCGGUGCUUACAACCUCUUGCAAGCGACUCAACAGCAAGGCCAGCAGCAAGGACAGCAGAGCUUCGUCGGCAUCAAUCCAAUGGGUGGCAUGAACAGCAUGCCUGGCGACCAACCCUUCUGCAUGCCCAAUCUGUACAACGGCAUCCGUGACAUGGACGGCCCCAUGUCGAGCGGCCUGGGUAUCAGCCAGCCCGAGAACACGUUUGCCUCGCUCGACCAAAUCACAUCACAGCCCAUGCGUCACCAAGCCUCGACACAAUCUCUGGCAUCACAGCACUCGGUGCAGUCGGAGUCCUUCAGCGACGCUAACAACAGACACACUCUGACGCAGGCUCAGUUCGAUGCCUUCUCUCAGCCAAAUUACACCACCAUGUCGUCUGCUGACACGAACGCUGCUCUGAACUCGACAUCCAACGGCGACUUCUACUCCGAGUUCUGCGACUUUUCGUUUGACGCUCAAUCCAUUGACCCAUUGACGUCCCCACCCAUGCAAUCUACUGAGAGCCUUGAGUCUUUCGCACCUGACGCUCCAUCAGACUUCAAGCCUUCUGACAAUCAGCUGCGUAACGCUUCAUCUAGCUCGGACGGUUCCGCUCCCUCAGUGACCAUCUCGCCAGCAGAGGACAAGGAAGACAACUUCGACAUGGAACUGCCAAGUGAGCAGAAGCCGUCUCAACCAGCCGUGACGUCUCCUCAAUGGCAGCCCGGACAGUCAGUACCCGUCGAGAUGGAUAACCUUCGCAAGGAGUUCCAAGAAGCCGCCAUGCGCCGCGACUUUUCGGUCCAGUCGAUUCCCGAUCCCAGUGAAUAUCUAGACCAGGCCAUGGCUUUCCCUGGUGAUGAAUACGACCGCCGCGAAUCUUCAACGGUCCAGCUUGCUCGUUCGAUGCAAAGCUUCACCAUGGCGCCACAACGCUCUGCCAUGCCCUCAUCCAGCAUUGCUGCUCGCCGUCAGCGCCCACGCCCUGCUCCUUUGGGAACCACAAACAUGCGUAGCACUUCUUACUGUGGUACCCUGCCCACCUCUCCUGGUCCCGUUGGUGGCAACCACAAUAUUGGAGGUCAUACCUUGCGCCGCAUCAAGUCAUCGCAAGCCAUGAACGGCAUUGCAGGUGGUCGCAUCCAGAAGAACGUCGGCUCUGCUCAGCGUUCGCCUUCUGGUUACUCGACUUUCGCUGAGGCCAACACGGCCAGAUACGGCGGCCGUCGUGUCUCCUCAUUCUCGCCUGCUUAUGCCAGUCUUGCUGCUUCGACUGCCAAUCUCGCUCCGCCGACUCCCUUGUCUCCCACCAAUGUUUCGAGCACUUUGCGCCACAUGCAAUCUCAGCCAAUGCUUAGACAGACGAGCUUGCCCGAGGGCGACGAGAACUACAUCGUCUCUGGCAUGAACUUCUCCCCACCUUCUACCCCUCUGUACGGUGGUCAGUUCAUCCGUAGCCGCAUGGGAAGUCUUGCAGUUCCCACCGAGAGUACCCCUCCCCAGUCAGCCCCACCAACCCAGCAAUGUUUCCCAAGCGGUGCUUUCAGCCCACCUCACAUGUCGGCUAUGCCCAUGGUCCAGUCUCAAGCCCAACCUCAGGGCUUCCUUGGCAUGAUGCCUAACGAGUACCCCCAGAUGCACAAUGUCAUGUUCCCUGCUCAGCAACAGCAAAAUCAGUAUAUGGACCAUCAGAUGUCCUACAUAAUGACCAACACCGGCGAGGUCAUCUCAGGAUACCCCGUCAUGCCUCCAUUCUCCCAGGGUCACAUGCAACAAGCAACGCCUCCUAAUCAGCAACAGCCUUUCUUGCCUUCUUCAAGUCUUAGCCCUGGUGUUCUUGGCUCUUCGCAGGUUCCGAAGCAGCACGCCAACCCUGGAGCCGACUUCUUUGUUCACGAGUACUCACCUCCGCGAGACGUCAAGCUAUCAUCCACACCUCGCAAGGCGGUCGAGACCGGCCCCAAAAACUACACAUUCUCUAAUCAUGGACCCGAAUACUUUGAGAAGAACACCAAGCACAAGGGCAGCUCCAGCCCGGCCUCGGACUCAUGCGAAUCGGCCGCGGCAUAA
This is a messenger RNA of Aureobasidium pullulans EXF-150, 2385 nucleotides long. RefSeq lists its product as uncharacterized. Lineage: Eukaryota; Fungi; Ascomycota; Dothideomycetes; Dothideales; Saccotheciaceae. The record is from RefSeq and is a predicted model, not a curated record. Gene Ontology annotation, cellular component: nucleus; RSC-type complex. Bases 1 to 2385 code for a protein of 794 amino acids. The transcript is spliced from 2 exons. Gene Ontology annotation, biological process: regulation of transcription by RNA polymerase II. Gene Ontology annotation, molecular function: DNA binding; DNA-binding transcription factor activity, RNA polymerase II-specific.